AGCUCGACAAAAAUACAAAAUAUUUUAUAAUAAUAAAAUAUAAAGAAAAGAAAAAACAAAACAAAAUUGAAAACCUCUUCUUUCGAUCAGCCGCACCGGAUCUCUGUUUCUCAUUUCCUCUUUCUGACUGAAUCUAUCAAAUUCAAACUCACCGGAAUCCGAUUACUUCACCGCCACUCUUAUCAUUUUCCGGCGAUUUAAACUUCAGUCGGCGAAAGAUUUCCAAAUGAAUCUGAACUCAUCAGGCAAUAAUCACAUAGAGAGUAAUUGCCUGUAUCACAAGUUAGCCAAAGGUACUGACCAAUGUAAAAGGUUCCUGAUAGAUCUCAAUUUGCCCGCUUCUUCUAAUGAAACCGAAGACAACACCCAACAUUCUGAUGAUGAGGCUCUGUCACAUUAUGCUGGGACGGAAAUUAGAAGGUCAGAAGAUUCACGAUCGUUUAAUGACAGUUCACGUAAUGAUGAUUCUGAUACCAAAAAUUCAAAUCAAAAAGAUGGCUCUAGGAAAAAAAAGAGUAGCAGUAAUAGCAUUGUUAAGUGGAAGCAGCAAGUGAAAGUGAGUCUGGAGAUAGGUCUAGAAGUGCCCCCAAAUGAUGGUUAUAUGUGGAGGAAGUACGGCCAAAAGGAAAUUCUCAAUGCAAAAUACCCCAGAGAAUACUACAGAUGCACGUAUAGAAACACACACGGUUGUUGUGCAACUAAACAAGUUCAAAGAUCUAGUGAUGACCCGUCUAUCUUUGAAAUCACUUACUUGGGAAAACACACUUGUCCCAAAAUUUCAAAAACCAACGACCUUACAUCUGCAACAGAUUCGGGUUAUGGCCUUAUAAAUUUCUCAUCUAUUCCAGAAACUGCAUCUAAAACUUCAAGAAAUAGUGAUUCCUCAUCUGCAUCACAAUCAUCUUCCGCAAUCACCAGAAAUUCUUUCGCACUUUCAAAUUGGCCUCUGAACCAUAACUAAAAUUUCCGAAACAGUUUUAUUUUGCUUCAAUUUGGCCUCUGGAUCCUAGCCGUAGAAUCAGAGUUUAUUCAGAUUGAUUGUAGUGUCUGCAGGUACAAAUUUCUCUUGGCUUUUUGCCAUUUUUGCAAUUUGGAUUAAUAUACCGAUUGCUUUGAUGUCGAGAAGUAAAUGUUGUAUUCCAAAUUAUGAUGGAUUAUAUACAUAGUGACACUAUAUACAAAGAUACGUAGGGAAAAGGCUCUGUUUUACCAUCUUAAAGAGUUUAAUGGAGUCAUAAACUGGAUUAUAGCUAUAUCUGUAACCUUGUUUUCUCUUCUACAAUGAGUUAUUUGGUAGAAAAGGUGAAUUUAUAUUGCAGUGAAUUGAGUGAUCAAUUUGUUCAACUGUUGUACCUAGUGUUUUAGGUCAAAGAAAACCUAUGUUUGCAACAAAACCAAGUAUAAUGGUUCAGAAGUUGGUCACUCCUUGUAUCAUUAAAUUUGAAAUUUGUGUUAACUUAUAAGAAUAUUUGUAAUUGGUCACUUUUGAUAUAUUAUAAAAGCUAUUAUAUAUGUUACUUUCA
Molecule: messenger RNA, 1523 nt
Organism: Erigeron canadensis
Lineage: Eukaryota; Viridiplantae; Streptophyta; Magnoliopsida; Asterales; Asteraceae
Product: probable WRKY transcription factor 53
Exons: 4
Coding region: 227-961 (244 amino acids)
Biological process (GO): regulation of DNA-templated transcription
Cellular component (GO): nucleus
Molecular function (GO): transcription cis-regulatory region binding; DNA-binding transcription factor activity
Source: RefSeq, a predicted model, not a curated record